AUGACAGUGAUAACAGUGGAGCUGAGUGUUUCUGGUGAAGUCAAAAGAAGAGAGAAGGGAGUCCUGAGACAGUUGGUGGUCCGGCGCUGGCGUGUUGGCUCUAUCCUCUCCUCCGUCAUCUCCUCUCUGAUCUCAUCCUCCACCCUCUCAUCUCUGAUUGGAUUCAGCUCUGGACUGCUGUUCUCGCUCCUGUUUGGCUCCAUGCUGCUUUUCCUCCAAAAGAUCCCCGUGUGGACCUGUGCUUACAUGAUGGCAGUUGUGACCGGAGUCUCCUGCUUUGGCAUGGGACUCUCACAAACCAUUAGAGCUGAUGCUGCUGUGAUGGUGCCCUCACUCUGCUCAGGCCAUGGCAGGAAGCUGAUCUAUUUCUUUCUGGUUUCAGUCGUAGUCUCUGGUCCCAUCACGAACUCGCUGCACAACACUGAACUGGUCGGAUCAAGCCUCCUUUGCUCCGCUGAACUUACAGCCAAUCAGACACAAGAGCUACUCCGAAAGGCCGCCUCUCCUCUCUCCGCCAUGUUGGAUAAUUUGCGAGAGAUCAGCAACAAUGCUUACAGAACUGCAGGUCGAAUACAAAACCUGAUCAAUGCCCUGACUGAUAACGUGCGCCAUAUUGCCUGGACCCUUAGAAAUCGGCUGCACUUUCUUGUUGACAUUGGAGACAUCUGCAAUGAGGAGAUGGGCGCCCCCUACAAGAAGUGCCGGCAGCUCUUUGAGAAAGCAACGCUAGACUGCAAGGAGCUCCUCGGAGAUUUUGACUUUCUUUGUGAGGUUGUAGAUGGCUUUUUACCCCUGUGCAAAUUGGCAAAAGCAGGAGAGCUGUUCUGUGUCAUCCCAUCGUACGUGGCGGAGCAGCUGAAGAGCCGUCUAGCAGCUCCGGUGGUGUCGGCAUUGGAAAAGCUGAAGCAGGAGUUUGAUUUUGACCUGGAUGCUUCUGUGACCUUUGAUGUGGAAGUGAACAGCAGCCAAUCUCUUGAAGAAGUGACGCAGCAGAUCCUGGAGGAAGUAUCUUCAAAGUUUCACCUUUUUGAGAUGUUCAAUCAACCUCUGAAGUACAUUACAGUGCUAUUUUUGCUGUGGACAUACUACAAAGCGGCUCGCUACAGGCGCAAGUACCUUCGUAAUCUGGAUUUCGACAACAUCUACAUAAACAACGCUUUCAAAGAACUGGACCAUCGUGUGACAUCAGGGGGUGGGACUUCAGUACUCCCUAUCACGGCAUGGGAAUCUCGGGUUUAUAUCAGUCCAUUUUCCUUUCAACUUUCAAAUCAGGAGAAGUGUACCAUCCUCAAAGCCUUGUCUUCCUGGUUGAGAAAUGUGCUGAUUGCUGGGAUCUGUGUGGCCCUGGACUUCCUGAUAUUCUGGAUCCUUGAACAAGUUCAGCACCAGGCCUCAUCAGACAUCAUAGCGCGGCCUCCAGUGCAGAUCCAGGUCACAGUGAAUGGAACUGGUUUUGCAGCAGACAUAUACAGAGACCUAGUCCACUCUUUUCAGAUCCUCCAGACCCACAAUCUGACAGUCUUCAGUCGAGCGUGUGUGGUCCAGCCCCGACAACCGGACGUCAGCACCAAUGUCACUAUUGGAUUCCUUUUGGGUUUGGCCUUCCUGCUUGCAGUUUGUCAGGGCUUCAUCCAAAGAACAAGAAGAGUCAUCUGCUCCUGGUUCCAUCCCCAACAAGAGAAGAAGCGACUUUUGCAUUUCCGGAGCAGAAUUAUAGAUCAGCGACGAUGGGAGAAAAAUGCUCUACGGUCUUUAUUCUUAAGGGCACUUCCUAUUCAAGACAUUGGACGGAUUCAGUCUCGUCUGAGCAGAUUUCCAGGAGUCUCAAGACUUUUGAAAGCGCUGGGUUGGGCGAAAACAAGGUGCAUGUCGUGUGAAGAAAGUUUCAACACGGAGGCUGUUGUGAAGUGUGAGACUUGUAGUGCUGUGUAUUGUGGUGGAUGCUUGCUUAACCGGACAAAGAUAUGUUUGGGCUGUGGGGAACCUCUUACCUCUCAAGAUGACGAUGCCGGUGAUGUGAGCGACCUAGGAUCCAGCAGUGAAGAUGAGUCUGAACAGGGUCUGGGCCAGAUGAUUCUACUCCAGGAGUUUGAGGUCGAGAUAGAACAGAACCAGGAAAUAGGAAACGAGGCAAACACAAAACAGGAGAAAGAGGAGGCGAAGAAGGAGGAGCUAAAGAAGACCAAGGAGGAGGAACAAGAAGAACUAUUUGAAGACGCCUUGGACGAAGACUGGUUGGACCUACUAUAA
Molecule: messenger RNA, 2250 nt
Organism: Knipowitschia caucasica
Lineage: Eukaryota; Metazoa; Chordata; Actinopteri; Gobiiformes; Gobiidae
Source: the annotation of a GenBank genome assembly